Messenger RNA from Meloidogyne enterolobii, 759 nucleotides. The record is from the annotation of a GenBank genome assembly. Lineage: Eukaryota; Metazoa; Nematoda; Chromadorea; Rhabditida; Meloidogynidae.
AUGAGUGAUACUGAAAGUAACAACGGGACAAUUAAAACGAGUAAUAAUGUUCGUCUUAAAGCAAGUAUUUGCAAUACUUGGCUUCGUAAAGGUUAUUGUCCGCGUGGAUUGGCUUGCAUUUAUGCACACGGAACUGAUGAACUUCAGGAUGGAGAAUCUGAGGAAAAGAAACAGCCAACAGUCAUUUGCAAAUAUUGGUUUACUACUGGAUGGUGUCGAAGUGGGGACUCUUGUCGUUUUCUGCAUCCACUUAAUGACAAACGAAUUCAAAAUGAUGAAAAUUUGAAAGAAAUUGAAAAUAAAGUUGUUGAUUCUUCUGCAAAUGUUAAAGAUGAGAACUCUUCUGUUCGUGGAGGGAAAAAGAAUUUUGGUUCUCUUCUUAGUCUUUCGAAUGAUCCGCCUCCAUCUCUAAAAACUAGUGGAGGAAGUAACAAUCAGAAAAUUAACAACAACAACAAUACUGCCAAGAAUAUUUCAUCAAAUAAUUGCUUUUUGCAUGCAAAUCGUCUUAAAAAUCCAACAAUUCCUCCACCUUUGAUGUGUGAAAAUGUUGGGACUUUUGGAUUUUUUCAUAGUCGAAGGAAUGAAAAUGCUGGUGGAUCUUCUUCUGGAGAACGUUUAUCUGCUAAAGGAGGCAAUAAAUUUCAACAGCGUGAUACUCAGGACAGUUUUGAUGAUGACGACGAAUUGGUUUUGUUAGACAAAAGAUUUAACAAUAUGGAAAAUAACAAUGUUUUUGGAAGCAACAAAAAUGGUUGA